AUGUUCAGGGCGCUGCUCGCUGCACCCGAUUUAUGUCAUCUCUUUGAGUAUGCCAUUUUGCAACCGGAUCCAAGGGACUGUGGCUUUCUGUAUAUCACCAUGCAGAACUCGCUUCAGGACUGUAAUGGUGUUGUCCCUGCAGCUGGCCAAUCCGAGCUACCCACGCGGUCUGCGACGGCGACCUCAUCACUAGCCCUCUCGAUCUCACCGCCACCUUCCCGUCGCAGUCCAAGACCACCUCGUACUACGACGUUGUUGUCGACGGCACGUUCGCUCUGUCAGUGGCAGCCGCCUGCUGAAGCACUCGACGUAUGUCCCCUCGACGACGUCCGCCGACAGCACGCAGGAUGUCCGCCCGUUGCGCGCAGCUGGGCGUCGAGCGGCGGUACCGCGUAUGUGGGCAUGUACACCGUCGGCGCGUCGUACCCCAGUAACUCCGACGUCUCCAAGUGCACCGACUCGGGCUCUAUCUGCCACCAGGACGACAUUGAGAUCGUUUUUGGAACUGCACCUAGCCCGACCAGCGCGCAGUCCGCGCUCAUCGCCGAGAUUCACGCACUACUACCAGUUCCUCAGCACGGGCAACGCGACUUCAGGCUGAGCUCGGGACUGGCCGAGCGUGCGAGGGUGGUCCCGGUGCUUGACCGAGCGCAGCCCACAAGUCGAUCGUACGAGCGUCUGGCAUGGGACCACCCUUCCUUCUCGUCCACCACUCCCCUCGCCGUAGCCGUCUCUGUGUCGAGAUUUCACCUCGCGGAGAUGAAGGCGGAGAGGCUGGAGCUGAAAUGA
Messenger RNA from Fomitopsis serialis, 789 nucleotides. RefSeq lists its product as uncharacterized. The transcript has 5 exons. NCBI's taxonomy places the organism in Eukaryota, Fungi, Basidiomycota, Agaricomycetes, Polyporales, Fomitopsidaceae. The record is from RefSeq and is a predicted model, not a curated record. The coding region runs from base 1 to 789 and encodes 262 amino acids.